Sardina pilchardus (European sardine) is the source of this 2126-nucleotide messenger RNA. RefSeq lists its product as uncharacterized. Gene Ontology annotation, biological process: immune response-regulating cell surface receptor signaling pathway. Lineage: Eukaryota; Metazoa; Chordata; Actinopteri; Clupeiformes; Clupeidae. Bases 156 to 863 code for a protein of 235 amino acids. The transcript has 5 exons. The record is from RefSeq and is a predicted model, not a curated record. Gene Ontology annotation, cellular component: plasma membrane. Gene Ontology annotation, molecular function: signaling receptor activity.
GUGAAGCGCAGGUAAAGUGGUGGUAGAGGUGGGCUACUGUUUGCAGGCGCAUCUGUAGCCUAUAACUGCACUAAGAAUGAAAGAGAGAGAGGGGGAGGGAGAGAGUAUGAGAAAGAGAGCAAACAAGUGAGAGGAUCCUACAUCAGUAAGAGCACAUGUGGAUCUGGAGCUCCAGUGGUCAUCUGUUUGUACUCCGUCCCUCUGCUGGCCUGCUGAUCAUCAGGAUGGAGGUUGGGAGUCCUAAUGCUGCUGCUGGUCCGUUGCUGUGGCUGCUUCUCCCUCUUCUCUGCCAGAUCACCGCUGCUCAGGAUGAAGCCAUUUGCGAUACUCAGGUUCGGGUCAGAAGGAACACUGUACUGACAACAGCCCCGAUGAAACCCCUGACGCUAAACUGCACCAUCACAUGGCAGAACUGUAACACAGAGCCCAAAGUCACCUGGUGUAAACUCCUCACUGAUGGCAGCUGUGUACAAGUGAAUCGAACACAUCAACAUCGCAUCUACCAGGAGAGAUCACCGGGAGGGGGAAAUGAACUGAUCUUUUAUCUGAAAUUCCACCAAGUGUCCAAGCAUGAUGAUGGUCUAUAUCGCUGUGAAAUAUCUCAACCUCAAUCUGUGAUCAGUCACGCCAUCAGCAUAUCUGUGUCAGAAACCCCACAUACUACCAAAGAGAGUCCACCCAUCAGGACUAAUCCUGCCUUAGAUUCAGACUGGCUGAUCUAUGUGUGUGUCUGCACUGCCUGUGCAGUGGUCAUUCUCAUCGUCAUCAUCAUCUGCUUUUGCACGCUCAGAGGUGGACAUCAAUUCACAGGACACUGUCUCUGCACUGAGCUACUACGAAGUGAGUCUGGUCAGGUCGCCUGAUCCACUGAAUGAUGUAGCCUACCAGUUAGACAUGACUGGCACGGCCACAAACAACAUACAUGUCAUGACUGUUAUAGCCAUGUUGAAUAUACAUAUACAGUAUACGGUAAAUGAAACUAUAUGGCCAUAAUGUUGACCAUGAAUUUAGACUUCAGAGCAAGCUAAAAAGAAAUAGUGUGGUGUGGCAGUGCAAUGUCACAGUCUCACAAUCGGUUGAUCCGUGUUCGCUUCCUGAAGCUCUGAGUUUGUUUUUCUUCGGAGAACAUCAUCUUUUAAACAUUAACUUCAACUUUAACUUACUUGGAUUGCUUUCACUCAGCAUGGUGUCAUCAUUAACCACAUAAUGCACUGUAUAGUUUUUUUAAGGUUUGCCUAAAAUGGCACAGCGCCUGCUUUAGAGGCCACCUAGUUUGGCCUGUAAUCAAAAGCUUGACCUCUCUGGAAAGCUGAGACACAGCAGGUUCAGUAGAGACCAUCAGGAUAACUGUGUGAUGUACUGACACAGGGCCACAGAGGCUAGAAUAUAGUUUUUUCUUCCAGGCGGAUUGCAAGCAUCUCUAAACUGACCAUAUAUCAGCCCUCUAAGUCAUAUAUACUAACCUAGAAACAAAAUUGAGCCCCAGCACCAGGUCUUGUUAGGUUAGGUGCAAAAGUAGAUCAAUAUAACAUGAAAUAUGAGUGCCGUAGACCAUUAUUUGCCAAGAUAUGUCCAUGCGUUUUUAAAAAUCCCCUAUGUAAACUCCCCAUAGGACUUUUGGCAAUCCAAAAUGCAUGACAAUCAAAUGCGUACUGCAGAUGAACCCCUUUGUGUAGAAGCAUAAUCUUGGUCUCAAAUUAAAGGUAACACUCUGAGGUUUCUUGUAGACUUUUUGGAUUGUAUGUCAGGUGUUCUGAGUAACUACACAUAAUAUGGACUAAUUACACAAAAGUCUCUAUUUUUGCAUUUACUUUGUUGGAUCAAUCGUUGUAUAUGCUAGACUAUACAUCUGGACAACUAAUAUGGGAUAAAACAACAUGAAGAUUCAAUUUCUAUGGAUUCUUGUGAAUAUUUCAGUACUCAACCCGCCGGCGGGUCAUGCGAAGAGUAGUUUGAAUUAAAGAUCACUGAUUAUUACACGGUGUGUUGGACUUUGGAAUUCACCAUUGUAAUUCUAAGCCUGAUUACGUAUGUUAUAUACUGUUAUGUUAAUUAAGAUAUAUAUGACUAUAUUUUUAAUUUUAUGAUGAUAUUUUGUGUGAUUUAAUAAAUGUUUUAAUAAAAAA